GCCUUAUGGCUGCGCCCACCCCGCUGGAGGAGCAGGACGAGUCAGUGCCCAUCACUCCUGAGCUUGCUGUCUAUCCCAGUAUCCUGCUCCCCUCCCUCGCUUUUUCUCUGUAUCCCAUUUUCUUGCUCCCUGUCCCUCACAUGUUUUCUGUAUCCCUCACUCCUUCCUCCUGCCCUUCUUUCCCCGUGCCCUCCCGCCUCUGGCCUGCUGUUUGUCACAGGUUUGUCUUUCUCCCGCUUUCUGUCCGGGUUCUGUCACUCUCUUUCUCUCUCUGUCCCUCUGUCCUUCCUCCAACCUGUAUUUUCCUCUCUCUAUCCCUCUGCCCCUAAUGCUUCUUUCUCCAUCUCUCAGUCCUGCUCCCUGCCCCCUUUUCCCUCUCUCUGUCUAUCUGUCCUGCUUCCUCUCCCUGGUUAUUCUGCCUUUGUCCCUCUGUCCGGCUGCCUGUCUCAUUGUUUCUAGUUAUAGUCCCCUGUCCAGCCAGCUGUCCUUUUUUUCCUUUCUCCCCCCUACUCUGGCCCUACUUUUUCUUCUUCCAUCUCUGUCCAGCAGCCCAUCACCAUUUUUUGCCUUCUCCAUCUCUUAAUCUGCAUCUGUUCUGCCCCCCCCCGCCCCAGUCUCUCUGCUUUUUGUCUCUCCAUGUCCUGUGCUCUAUCCUCGUCUUUCUCUCUCUUUUCCUCCUUCCUUUUCCCGCCUUUUUCUCUGCAUCCCUUUGCCCUGUUGCUCAUCAGUAUUUUUCCCUUCCAUUCCUUGGUCCUGCUCCCUGUCCCGUACUUCUCUGUCAAUCCCUCUGUCCUGUUGCCUAUCAUUACUUUUGCUGUCUGCAUCCCACUGCCCUGCUUCCCAUUCAUCUCUUUUGGCUCUAUCCUCAUGUCCUGCUCCCCAGCAGUAUUUUUUUCUUUCUCCAGCUCUCUGACCUGCUCCCUGCCCUGCUGUUUUUCUCUCUGUCAUUCUUUCCACUUCCCUGUACCUCUCUCUCUGCAACCUUGUGUCCUGCUUCCUGUCCCUCUCUAUCCCUCUGUCCCUGACCUUGUCGCUGUUUUUUCUUUCUCCAUCUCUUUGUCCUGCUGCCCAUCUCCGUCCAGUUCUCUUUCUGUGUUUUUUUCCUCUGUUGGUUACUCUGCUUUUCUUCCUGUCCCUAUUUUUUUUCUUUCUUCAUCCCUCUGCCCUGCUCUGUGUUCCGUCCCUCCCACUCCUACAGUGUCCUGCUGUGUGUUACCUGUCCUUCUCCCUGUUGAUUUUUUUUUUUUCCCUUAUUGCUCUAUUCCUCUGUCCUGCACCCUAGAAGUAUUUUUUUUGUUCUCUGUAUUUCUGUUCUGCCCAUCCCCCACCCCCACCUUUACACGUCUCAGUCUUUCUCUCUACGUGCUCCUGUCAUUCUCCUCCUCUUGCUCUUCUUGCUUUUUCUCACUUUUCCUCUAUCCUGCUGCCCAUCGCUAUUUUUUCCUCCUCCAUCCCUUUGUCCUGCUCCCUGUCCAUGUCAGUCUUUCCCUUUUGUUCUGCAUCAUCUUUCUUUGUUUUCUCAAUCUCUGUCCUGUUCUCCAUAUGUUUUUCUCUCUGCUCCUCAGUCGUUCUCCCUCGUCUUGUUUUUCCCUUUCUGCCAUCCCUCUCUUUCUCUGUGACCCUCUGCGCUGUUCCCUUUCUUUUCUUUCUCCAGUUCUGUGUCUUACCUGUCCCUCUCUGUCUUUCUUCCUCUGUCCUGCUCCCUGCCCCUAUUAUUUAUUGCUUCACCUCUCUGUACCACUCUCUGUCCCUGUUUUUUCUCUCAUGCUCCAUCUCUCUGUCAUUCUCUCUGUUGCUCUCGUUGGCUCUCCAUCCCCACAUCCGGCUCCCUGUCCCUCUCUCUUUCGCAGUAUCCCACUUUCUGGCUCCCUGUCCCUUACCUGUUUUCUAUAUCCCUCUGUCCUUCCUCCUGUCUUUCUUGUCCCUCUGGCCUGCUACCCUUCACUGUCUUUUUUUCUGUCUUUCUCCAUCUCUCUGCCUCGGUCCUGUCAGUCUCUUCCUCUCUCAGUCUCUAACAUUUCUUUCUCCACCUCUGCCCUGCUCCCUGUCCCUUUUCUCUUAUUCUCUGUGUCCUCCAUCCUCCCCCUAACUUUUUGACUGUAUAACGCCAUACCACUGCCUGUCCCAUCAUGUCUCUCUAUAUCCCUCUGCCCACCUCCCUGUCCCAUUAUUCUCCUCUGUCCUGCUCCCUGGCCUUGUUUCUCAUCCUGCAGUCCAUCACGUUUUUUUUUUCUUUCUCCAUCUCUUUAUCCUGAUCUGUCUGUCUCUCUUUUUUCCCUCACCCCCCCGGCUUGUUCCCUGUCUUUUUCUCUCUCUCCCUCCUUCCUUAUUCCUGUAAUUCAAUUUCUGUCUUUUUCCGUCUGUUCUGCUACCUGCUCGUCACUUUCUCUCUCUCUUUCCCUCUGUCCUGCUCCCUGACCCUGUUUUUCUUUCACCAUGUCCCUGCAGGGCUCCUUGUCCCUUUUUUAUUGAUUUCUCCAUCUCACUGUCCUUUUCCUUGUACCUUUCCUUCUCUGCCCCUCAGUCCUCCCUCAUCUUAUUUUUCUCUUUCUGUUCCUCUGUCCUGCUCCCCAUCGUGGUAUGCUCGUUCUUGGUAUCUGCUGUUCCAGUAACAACUGCUGAGUUGUCCCAGGGGAAGGGUGAGUGUACAGGCACCAAGACCCAGAGCAGACUUGCUCCUGGGACUUACAUGCAUUAAUGGAUAAACACUUGCUGUCUCCUUUGCACUUGAUGAGUGGCUGUCAGAGAGCCCAGGGGAGCAGGUUACGUAGUGGGUGUAAGGGGCGAUGGCUGCAGCUGUGGGCUGGGGCUGGAGGAGCCCCAGGUGGGGCCAGUGAGGCUGAUGGUGAUGGCCUCUCUGUGUAAAAGGACUGCAGCCCUAGGGGGUGGUGCUGCUGGGGUAUGCCUGCCUGAGAGUGCUGAUGAGCUGCAAGGAUGUUUCCACCUGACUAGUGCAACAGGUUGGUGGUCAGUUGGAGUCAGGCCCCAUCAGGGCAGCUCCCAGGGGUUUUCUGAGAGCUGGGGGAGAGGAAACAGGAAGAGCAUCAGGAGAUGGCUGCCCCCACCCCCUGAAAAAGGUGCUGGGUGCCUCCCCAACUCAACAAAACUCCUCCAGCCCUGCUCGCCCUGUGCGGCUGCCCCCAGCUACAGCACCUCCCCUAAAGCCUGUCCCGUAGCCACAGACUGCCCCUGAACCCUGUCCUCACAGCAGCAAGCUGGUCCUUGAACAUGCUUUAUUGCACCAUAAAUGCAGGCGCCGUUAGCAUCGGUUCAGGGGAAGAACGGCAUCUCCAGAAGCUCCUGCAGAAGGAGGGGUUCGUGCUUGAGGAGUACAGUCAUCGCUGUAGAUAACAGUUGCUUGUUCUUUCCCUCUCCCAGAGGCAGCACUGAGGACUCAGUUGUUGGUUCCUCUCUGGGGAUGUUGUUGACUGCCUCUGGCUCAGGUUUGUGUGGGUUGCCUUUGGCCUCAUUCUCCUAGUAGCAUGGGCGAAAAGGGACAGCUGGAGCACUUACUGGCCGUGCGCAGGAGCUGCAGUGGCUGAAGCUGGAGAGACCAGAAAAAGGUGGAUGACAGUCAAGUGACCGCAGCUACGAAGGAGGAAGGGAGAGGGGGCGGAGAUUGAGAGAGAGGGAGAGAAAGAUGCAUCUGAACUGUCAAAUUCUCCCAGCAGUUCUGAAAGCAGGAGCUACGGUGAGUCCUGGACCCUUGGGGCCGUGUUGCUCCUCUUCUGCAUUCCCGUCCCCUCCCUUCUCUACCGCUGUCAUUUUUUUCACUUCCCUGCACCUCUCCCUCUCCCGUUCUCCAAGUGCCCCUCUUUGUCAUUCUGCUUCUGUUUUCUUUUUCUCUCUGUAUGUCUGUCCUGUUCCCUGUUCCUCUUUUCUUUUGUCCUCUGUCUCUUUCCUGCAGUCCAUCAUUAUUUUUGUCUUUCUCCAUCUCUCUGUCUGUCUUCCUAUCCCUUUUUUUUAAAUUUCUCCCCAUCUGCCCUUUAGCCCUUCACAAUUCCCACUGCCCUCACCUCUCUGUCUGGGGCUGUGUCUCUAUUUUUAAAUUCCUCUCUCUGCACCUUGUAUUCUAGAUAUACUUUUUCUUUCUUAGAUUUUUCUUGUUCCAGGUCCCUGUUCCUAUGUUUUAAUUUCUUCCCUCUCUGUGCCACAGCCUAUUUUUGUCCUCGUUGUUCUUCCUCUGUCUGGCUCCCUGUCCCUAUUCUUCAAUUCCUCUGUCUCUCCCCUUCAGCUCACUGAGGUUUUUUGGUAUUUCUCAGUUGCUCUCUGUCUACCUCACUGUCCCCUUUUCCAAUUCCUCUCUCUCUGCCCUGUGGCCCAUCACUAAUCUUUGUUUUUCUCCAUCUCUCUCGGUCUGGUUCCCUAUCGUUUCCUCCUCUCUGGCCCAUAGCCCAUCACUAUUUCCUCCCCACCCCAUGCCCCUCUCUCUCUGUCUUCCCUUUCCCUAUUUUUCAAUCCCCCCUCUCUGCCCUGUAGCCGAUUGCUGUUGUAGUGGGUUUGUGUGGCAAGGUUUUGCUAGCUGGGCUGGGGUGUGCAGGGGCUGCAGGGGUGGGUUCUGUGAGAAGACACCAGGACUUGCCCCCAUGUUGGACAAAGCCAGUUCCAGCUCCAAGAGGGAUCUGCUGCUGGUCAAAGCUGAGCCAACAGCAACGCUGGUAGUGCCUCUGUGAUGACCUAUUUAAGAAGAGCUAAAAACAAAAAAAAAUGCUGUGCAGAAGCUACGAUAGAGAAAAUGUGAGUGUGAAACAGCCCUGCAGACCCCCAGGUCAGUGAAGAAGGAGGGGGAGGAGGUGCUGCGGGCACCAGAGCAGGGAUUCCCCUGCAGCCUGCGGGGAAGACCGUGGUGAGGCAGGCUGUCCCCCUGCGGUCCAUGGAGGUCCACGGUGGAGCAGAUAUCCACCUGCAGGCUGUGGAGGACCCCGCAUCAGAGCAGGGGGAUGCCCAAAGGAGGCUGUGACCCCAUGGAGAGCCCGUGCUGGAGCAGGUUUUCUGGCAGGACCUGUGGAUCCGUGGAGAGAGGAGCCCAUGCUGGAGCAGGUUUGCUGGCAGGACCUGUGGCUGUGUGGGAGGGACCCCACGCUGCAACAGAAGACGACCAUGAGGAGGAAGGAGCAGCAGGGACAACUUGUGAUGAACUGAGUGCAACCCCCCGCUCCCUCUCCCCCUGCGCUGCUCGGGGAGGAGGUAGAGAAGGCAGGAGUGAAGAUGAGCCCAGGAAAAAAGAGAGGGGUGGGGGAAGGUGUUUUUUAGAUUUGUUCUUAUUUCUCAUUAUCCUACUCUGAUUUAUUUUGAUUGACAAUAAAUUAAAUUAAUUUCCCCAA
This is a messenger RNA of Harpia harpyja (harpy eagle), 5324 nucleotides long. RefSeq lists its product as uncharacterized. NCBI's taxonomy places the organism in Eukaryota, Metazoa, Chordata, Aves, Accipitriformes, Accipitridae. The record is from RefSeq and is a predicted model, not a curated record. The coding region runs from base 637 to 2097 and encodes 486 amino acids. The transcript is spliced from 2 exons.